Cryphonectria parasitica EP155 is the source of this 1017-nucleotide messenger RNA. RefSeq lists its product as uncharacterized. The record is from RefSeq and is a predicted model, not a curated record. The coding region runs from base 1 to 1017 and encodes 338 amino acids. NCBI's taxonomy places the organism in Eukaryota, Fungi, Ascomycota, Sordariomycetes, Diaporthales, Cryphonectriaceae. The transcript has a single exon.
AUGUCCGAGGGAGACUAUGCUCGUGGGCCGCACAACCCAUUUGGAAUUGAGGUGGCAACAGCAGAUGAGGACGAGGACGAUGGCAUUCAGCUUUCUGCCGACACAUGGACUUCCCUGGCCUCGCCCACGCCAUUCGCCCGGCAAAGCGAACACCAACGGCAACGAUCGCCUGAGACACUACCCGAGCCCGACGACUUAGCAGGCUCUUGUGCAUGCCUGGGGACAUCGCCUUCACCCCACGAGAGCACUACGAGCAUAGACGCUAUUGCCUUGGCACUUAGCAGACAGCGUUUGCGCCUCGAUGCCUGCAGCAGUCCACCUCGGCCAGAUGUCAGAGCAUCAGAUGAUGAGCUUGGCCCCGCCCCGCAGUCGACGACCACAGCUGUUGUCCCGCUGGAAGUGGAUCAAGCAUAUCAAGGACCGUCUGCAUCCUCAGAGAUCCGGCCCUUUAACGUGCCGUCCGUAUCCGCAGCUGUGGUUGAGAAAGCAGCUGGACCCCUCAGCGAUGAAGACUCGUUCGAACUACGGGCUUCCAUCGCAGAUAACAACAGGCGCUUACGACGACGAAUGUCAUCAAGAUUCCACACGAUUGGCCAAAACUCGCGAGAAACGAAAGGUGUCGAGGAGGGGGACAUGACUCGCUGCAGAACACAGUAUGGUGCGCGUCCAUCACUAUCGUCCGGCACAGACGUGAUCCGUACACUCAACUUUGGCGAGAACAUGGAAGUCGACUCGCCUAGCCUCGAGGUUGAUGAACACGCAAGCCGCGAUACAGAGUCCGUCAGGCAGUCUAUCGAGGAAUAUCUGGCCACUCGUCGUCAAAACGCAGCUAUCGGCUUCGACAGCAGCGGUCAGCCGCUGUAUCGAUCAUCAACGGAAACUGCUCUGCGUUGUCGGAACCUCGUUAAGAAUAAGCCUAGAAUGCGCAAGCGGACCAAGCUGCGUGACAAGCCGAGCAAUGCCGCCAUUCCCGCAGCAGCGAGCCUGGGCCCCACAUCGACUCCGACUACACAAUAG